Miscanthus lutarioriparius is the source of this 381-nucleotide messenger RNA. NCBI's taxonomy places the organism in Eukaryota, Viridiplantae, Streptophyta, Magnoliopsida, Poales, Poaceae. The record is from the annotation of a GenBank genome assembly.
AUGGCACAAUUCACAGAACACAGUACAAGCACAAUUUGCAGAACACAGUGCUUUCAAUUGCAGCAGCCUCCAUGCUCCCAGUCCAAGCUUGAUGGCCUCCAUGCUCCCAGACAGCUGGAGCUCGAUUUUGCGGACCGUGGCCGCGUACUGCAGGGCUCCAGCACCACACAGCUAGCGCAUGGGAAACCGGCCUCUGCGACUGUGCGUUGCCAGCAGGCAAGGCGCAGAGCGCCCCCGAGGCGCCUAACUGGCAGGUGCGGCAUCAGGAACGAGGACACCCGGGCUCCGCGGGAGGAAGAAGAGAAGGGAGGCCGACGCAUGUGCUCGCGGGAGAGACGGCGGCGGAGGGGAAGGACCGAGUGUGGCGACGGCGGCGGAUAA